Messenger RNA from Linum tenue, 587 nucleotides. The record is from the annotation of a GenBank genome assembly. NCBI's taxonomy places the organism in Eukaryota, Viridiplantae, Streptophyta, Magnoliopsida, Malpighiales, Linaceae.
UUAAUGUGUUUAAAAUACAACACACUACACUGCACACACCCAUAUGCUGCUUCUUUCUUUCAUCAAAAGCAAAUUACCUGUGAACAGAAAUCCGACACAGCAAGUUGUGCAUCCAGCCCUAGCUGGCUAGCUCGCUCGCUCCUCCCAGUACAAUCAGUAUGCAUUCUUCUCUCUUGAGUUCCAGCAUCUCAACGAACCACGGAACAAUAUUGACCACCACCGAGCUGAAUGGAACAACAACAGUGGAGCCCGGAGCCUUAACGCAGCUGAUUAGCGCUACCGGCGAUCCCAAGGAGAGAAUCAAGAAGCUUUUCCAAAAACUCGAGCUGUCAGCCUCCCCAUACGACACCGCAUGGGUGGCCAUGGUUCCAUCUCCCGCGGCAGCGGCUUCUAGCGCUCCAAGCUUCCCGGGCUGCCUUAGUUGGAUACUAAAGAAUCAGCACAGUGAUGGUUCCUGGAGUUUGCAGCCUGUUCACACCAGAGACCCGACGCUAAUGAAAGACGCACUCUCCUCCACUUUGGCCUGCAUUCUCGCGCUCAAGCGCUGGGGCAUUGGCCUGGUGACGACCACAUUCACAACGGUAUAA